AUGGCGCCGCUCUCGCUGAAGAUCAUUCAGGACGAGGGUGCGGUGACGAGGACGCUGUUAUUCGAUACCAGCAUGAGGGUUGAUAAGGCCCUUGACAUUGUCAAGGAGAAGCUGGUUGGUGCUGACGAUGCGAAAGAUUAUGGUCUCUUCCUGACGUCAGCUGACGACGACCGCUCAGGAGUGUGGCUAGAGAGCCACCGCAAUUUGGAGUACUAUAUGCUGCGCGAUGGUGACUGCCUUUUCUACCUCAACCGCGCUCGCAACCUGCGUGUCCGAAUGCUUGACGGUUCCGUGAAGACUCUGCUAGUGGAUGAGUCGAAGAACAUCGGUGAUCUGAUGCUACAUAUCUGCAGCAAGAUCGGGAUCACCAACCACGAUGAGUAUGGUUUGUGCCAUGAAGAAACGCCGGAAACGGAGGAUCAGGGUAAGGACAGGCCCACUACUGGCACCCUGACGGGCAAGAGGAAGGCCCCGCAGCGGGAGAAGGACCACAGGAUGGAGCAACUCAGCAAGAAAUUGAAGACUGAUGACAAUGUGGCUUGGCUAGACCAACACAAGACCCUCCGCGAAAUGGGCAUCGAGCCUAAUGAGACGUUGCUACUCAAGCGAAAGCUGUUCUAUUCCGAUCGCAACAUAGAUUCUAGAGAUCCUGUGCAGUUGAAUCUUCUCUAUGUGCAAACAAGAAACGCCAUAUUGGAGGGACGGCACCCUGUUACUGAAGAUCGAGCUAUGGAGUUUGCCGCCAUACAAUGCCAAAUCCACUUUGGCGACUUUCACGAGGAAAAGCAUAAGCCGGGUCUCAUUGAAAAUCUCAAUGAAUACCUGCCGGUCCAGUAUUCUGGAGUGUGGAACGCAGAGAAGAAGAUCCUUAAGCUGUUCAAGAAUCACCACGGCCUGAGCCCACUGGAUGCCAAGUACCUCUACAUCAAGACCGCUAGGGAUUUGCCUACCUAUGGUGUCACCUUCUUCCUUGUAAAGGAGCAACAGAAAAACAAAAAGAAACUAGUCCCUCGUCUUCUUGGCAUCAACUCGCAGUCGAUCCUUCGUCUCGAUGAAGGCACCAAAGAGAUUCUCCAAGUGUGGCCAUUGACGCAUAUUAAGUCGUAUCACGCCGGGAAAAAUGAAACGUUUAUGCUCAAUUUUGGGGAUUAUAGCGACAAAGAGUACUGUGUGAAGACCAACGAGGCUUACCGCAUACGUGACAUCCUGGAGAGCUACAUCGACCUCAUCCGGAAGCGCAUGGCCGCGCCGAUGGACUCGCGGUACGCCGAGAGCGCUGCCAUUGGAGAAGACAAUGUCCAAUUCUCAAAGUUAGUAAACCAAAUUUAA
Messenger RNA from Hyposmocoma kahamanoa, 1329 nucleotides. RefSeq names its product talin-2-like. Gene Ontology annotation, biological process: cell-cell adhesion. The record is from RefSeq and is a predicted model, not a curated record. Gene Ontology annotation, cellular component: focal adhesion; plasma membrane; cytoskeleton. Gene Ontology annotation, molecular function: integrin binding. The transcript has 9 exons. Lineage: Eukaryota; Metazoa; Arthropoda; Insecta; Lepidoptera; Cosmopterigidae. Bases 1 to 1329 code for a protein of 442 amino acids.